Molecule: messenger RNA, 496 nt
Organism: Limulus polyphemus (Atlantic horseshoe crab)
Lineage: Eukaryota; Metazoa; Arthropoda; Merostomata; Xiphosura; Limulidae
Product: carboxypeptidase B-like
Exons: 7
Biological process (GO): proteolysis
Molecular function (GO): metallocarboxypeptidase activity; zinc ion binding
Source: RefSeq, a predicted model, not a curated record
AUGGCCAGUCACGUGGGUUGCAGUAGUUGCAUUGGCUACAAGGUACUGAGAUUGUUCCCAACUAAACAACAACAAGUUGAAGUGCUGAAAAACCUGGCUGAGGCUUAUGACCCUGAGAUUCACGAAUACAUGAAAUAUCUGGCAUCAGAAUAUCCCAAACUAGCUUCUACCUUUUCUAUUGGAAAGUCUUUUGAAGGUCGAGAUCUUCUUGUCCUGAAGAUCACCACCUAUAAGAGUUCUAAGAAGCCUAUUAUCUGGAUAGAUGGCGGUACUCAUGCUCGGGAAUGGAUCACUCCCUCCAGCGCUCUCUACAUUGCCACGAAGCUGUUGAACGAUUAUGAGAUAGAUGCUAAUGUUACAAAGCUCAUGAAUCCUGAUGGUUACGAAUACAGCCACACCACAGACCGUAUGUGGAGAAAAACUAGAUCAUGGACCAUAUCACUACUUGGAUGUAGAGGAGUGGACCCUAACCGUAACUGGUCAUUCAAAUGGAACC